This is a messenger RNA of Phytophthora infestans T30-4, 2541 nucleotides long. RefSeq lists its product as uncharacterized. The record is from RefSeq and is a predicted model, not a curated record. The transcript is spliced from 3 exons. Gene Ontology annotation, molecular function: calcium-activated cation channel activity. Gene Ontology annotation, cellular component: plasma membrane. Bases 1 to 2541 code for a protein of 846 amino acids. NCBI's taxonomy places the organism in Eukaryota, Oomycota, Peronosporomycetes, Peronosporales, Peronosporaceae.
AUGAGUACGACGCAGCAAGAUGCCGCCGCAGCAAACGCCAAUCCGAGCGGCACCAUCAAGACGAGUGUGUCUAUCUACUUCUCAAUACUGGGAGCAGGACUGAUACUAUUCGAGAGUCUUCGUAGACGCUUCCGUCGCGCUUACGACAAUCGUCGUCAAGAGGAAGAUAUUUUCAACAUGUCCACUUUGAAUUCUCGCAGUGAUGGACUGUUUCACUGGGUUCCAGCAGGUUUCCGUGUGUCGGACGAUGAAAUUUUGCAACGAUGUGGAUUGGACACGAUGACAUUCCUUCGAUUCCUGAGACUUGGUCAGAAGCUGGCACUGUUGGCUGUGGGUUGUUCCGCGGUGCUGUUCCCGUUAUAUGCAACGGCUGCGCAGCCACGAGUCGAGCAAGGACUAGUUGACCCACUGACUCGGAUUUCCAUGAGUAAUUUACCUGAAGGGAAUGACAGACUGUGGGCCCCGACAGUCGUAGCGUUUAUUAUGGCAGCAUACGCGAUGAGACUGUUAAUCAGAGAGUAUAAGCUCUACGUGCGAUAUCGUCACGAAGUGUUGGACAGGAUGGAGGCACCACAGUACUCGGUGCUGGUCAAUGACCUGCCACUGCAUCUGCGAACGCGCCAAACGCUCGAGAUAUAUAUGUCUAAGAUUUUCCCAUCGUCGAUCCGAAACGUGUAUGUGGCGCUAGAAUGUGCCACGUUAGAGAUGUUAGUGGACCGACGUGAAAAAGUACGUGGAGCUCUUGAACAUGCGCUGUCAAAGUGCGAGCGAUCACGUAUGAGACCGCGACAUCGAGAGGGGAGAUCGAGAAUUCGGAUGAUGAUGUGUAAAACCGGAAGUCGAGGUUUCGAGGUUGAUAGUAUUGAUCAUUACCAGGACCAAUUGGCAACACUAAACGAGGAAGUCGCGAGAGAGAUUCGAAGUAUUGAUGACGCUCAGGAACAACUUGCGAUUCAAGUCGAGGAACAGGAACGCGAAACUGGAAGUUUUAACGAUGACGAAGAACUGCAGUUGCCAGAAUCUAGAGGAGGCUGGGAAAAAGUGUCAAAGAAGACGAAAGAGCACGAGGAUUCGAAGAGGGCCCCACUGAUCGAUCGUCGUGGACGGGCAGAAGAAUUGCACAACAGUUUUGGAGGUGACGAGGAAGACGACAUUGAUGAGAAGAAAGCGCGCCGACACGACAGAGAAAUGAGUCAGGACGAGCGUGAGCAAGUUCGCAAAGAACGACCGAUCCGGGUGAUGAGGAGAGCAGCGUUUGUUUCAUUUUCGUCGCUUAUGUCAGCACAAGUUGCACAGCAGGCGCUACAGUCUAAGGACCCAGAGUGCAUGACUGUUGUGCCGGCACCGCAUGUGGACGACAUUAACUGGAACAACAUUGGGCUUCGCUAUCGCACACGAUCACUCGGAAUGCUUGUGUCGUCCUUGAUUUCGGCCACAAUUGUGCUAUUCUGGACGAUCCCCACUGCUUUUGUGGCCUCGCUGGCUACAGUUGAGUCACUUCGACGCGCGCUUCCGUUUUUGAACAGGGCUUUCGACGAAUAUCCGCUUCUUCAAGAUAUUUUCAAACAGAUCGCACCGCUUGCUCUUGUGGCGUUGAGUGCGUUGGCACCGAUCGUGUUCAGUUUUCUAUCGGGUAGAGAGGGCCAUCCGUCGAAUACUGAGGUUCGUGCUGCCCUCUUCACGAAACUAGCGUAUUUUCAGUUGGUCCAGAUUUUUUUUGUGACAGUGAUAGUCGGAACCAUCUUGGACAGUCUUAAGGAAAUUCUGGAUCAGCCGAAGAAACUUGUGUCUAUGCUUGGUCGCAGCAUGCCUCAACAAUCGACGUUCUUCAUCUCGUACGUGAUCGUGCAGACAGGAUUGGGCCUCGUGUUGGAGUUGCUACGUGUCGUUCCGUUGAUUUUGUCUGCACUUUAUGCACUUUUGGCUCCGAAACACACGCGACGUGAGCGCAAUUCGCCGUGGUUGGGUCUGCGUGAUAUCGCACAGACCAAUCCGUUUGACCCGACGAACUCUCUUGCCGAUAGCUUUCUGGUUUUAUUGGUCACGCUGACAUUUGCACCGAUCGCGCCUUUGGUUUGUUACUUUACGUGGUUUUUUUUCUUCGUGGCCGAGAUAGUCUAUCGUCGGCAGGUACUCUGUGUGUACAAGCCGACGUGUUUUGCUCUGGGAGCGUACUGGCCUCGUAUGUUUAAGUUUUGCAUCAUCGCUCUCGUCGUUGCUCAGCUCACUCUCAUCGGAAUUUUGUCACUCAAAAAAGCAGCUACUCCAUUGAUCUUUAUCGUUGCGCUCAUCGUUAUCGUGCUGUUGUUCAACUACCACGUUCUCACUCUCUACCCACCGUCGUUUUUCUAUCUGCACCUCGACUCCAAACUUUUAGGACGACGCUUUCCUGUGCCACGGAUGGCAUUUGUGAGCCAGUCGUGCAGCCGCAUUCGUUUUGCCUUGUCGGUUGUCCAGCUGUCUACUAGGCGACGCAAAAUGGAGAAGCAGAUGUGUUCGGCUUCAGCCUGUUCUUCUUUGGUUUGGCACUCUGCUGUGUGA